Messenger RNA from Cydia splendana, 481 nucleotides. It is a transcript of the gene RpL30, whose product is annotated as large ribosomal subunit protein eL30. NCBI's taxonomy places the organism in Eukaryota, Metazoa, Arthropoda, Insecta, Lepidoptera, Tortricidae. Gene Ontology annotation, molecular function: structural constituent of ribosome; RNA binding. Gene Ontology annotation, cellular component: cytosolic large ribosomal subunit. The record is from RefSeq and is a predicted model, not a curated record. The coding region runs from base 115 to 456 and encodes 113 amino acids. The transcript is spliced from 4 exons.
GUGAUACCGGUGCCGGUGCGGUUGCGUUUCAUUCAUCAUUACCGUUCUUUCUUUCAUUCUUUCUUUGGCUGACUGAGCGCUCGUCUAGGCCGUUCGUUGUUACCCAUCAACACAAUGGUUGCUGCUAAGAAACAGAAAAAGACCAUCGAGUCUAUCAACUCGCGCUUGGCGCUUGUUAUGAAAUCUGGCAAAUACUGCCUUGGCUACAAGCAGACCUUGAAGACUCUUCGACAGGGAAAGGCAAAGCUGGUCAUCAUAGCGAAGAAUGCCCCUCCUCUAAGAAAAUCGGAGAUCGAGUACUAUGCCUACUUAGCUAAAACCGGCGUCCACCACUACAGUGGCAACAAUAUUGAGCUGGGCACUGCCUGCGGCAAGUACUACCGUGUGUGCACGCUGGCCAUCACCGAUCCUGGUGACUCGGACAUCAUCACCACUCUGCCGGAAGCCACUGCAUAGUUUUAAAAUAAAUUUAUAAGCUAAA